Molecule: messenger RNA, 2127 nt
Organism: Bicyclus anynana (squinting bush brown)
Lineage: Eukaryota; Metazoa; Arthropoda; Insecta; Lepidoptera; Nymphalidae
Exons: 4
Coding region: 1-2127 (708 amino acids)
Source: RefSeq, a predicted model, not a curated record
AUGUCGGCUGCCAAAGAUAGUGCACCUCUCGCGACUACGUCCGGCAACUUACGCCAACCCGCUGCUGCAGCGCGCAUGGUCGGCGGCUCAGCUCAUUCUAUUUCAUCACAGCGAAUCGUCUCUUCUACGCCUCCAACAUUCACUCGCGCGCAUUAUAAUUCUAAAAUUAAUAAUAAUUCGUAUACAAAGCCUCCCGCGCACAGCUCGAAUGUCAUCCGCGCUUUAAUUGAUCAGGGAUCACAGGCGACUCUUAUAACCGAGUCUUGUGUUCAACGACUUGGUCUUCAACGGUUUCGCACUUCUACGAGUGCAACUGUCACAGGAAUAGGUGAUAAGGAUAACCAACCUCGUGGUUAUGUAAUGUGCGAGAUAACUCCGUACAACAAAUCCGAACCUAAACUUUAUAUCGAAGCGCUUAUUUUACCUAAAAUUACUAGUUAUGUACCUACAAUUCCUAGUUCAUUCGAAACUAUAACUCAUUUACAAAAUUUACCGUUAGCAGAUCCUGAAUUGCGUUCAUCUCGACCUAUAGAGUUGCUGUUAGGAUCGGAUUAUACUGAUCGUAUACUUCUUCAUAAUAUUAUCAAAGGGCCCUUAGGUACACCUGUUGCUAUCAAUAGUAUCUUCGGUUUUUUACUUAACGGUCGAAUAUCAUCAACGUUUUCUUCACAAGUUUGUGUGAAUGUUAGUACUUAUCAAUUGGAUAUGCAAAUCCAAAAGUUUUGGGAAAGUGAAUCUGUGCUUGAAACUCAGCCUCUCACUAAAGACGAGGUUCUAUGUGAAUCAAUUUAUCAAAACACUUAUUCUAGAGACUCAACCGGUAAAUACACUGUGUCUCUUCCAUUCAAAGAAAAUGCACCUCCACUUGGUGAUUCUCGUGGAAUUGCUCUUUCACGUCUUCAUAGACUUGAGUCAAAACUCUCAAAUAAUCAUGCGUUGCGAGCUGAUUAUAUCAAAUGUCUCCAAGAAUACAUAGACUUGGGACAUAUGGAACUUGUUCGAAAUCCUUCAACUGCAAAUUGUUAUUACAUACCACAUUUUUCAAUUGUUAAACAAUCUUCAACCACAACAAAGGUCAGAAUUGUGUAUGAUGCAUCUUGUAAGACCACUUCUGGUCAUUCUCUCAAUGAUAAUCUGUUGAUUGGACCUAAGCUUCAACAAGAUAUUGUUCAAGUUCUUUUAAAAUAUCGUCUUCAUAACAUUGUGUUCACAUCUGACAUCAAAAUGAUGUAUCGUUACAUUCAAAUUAGAAAUGAAGAUCGUGACUUUCAACGGAUUCUUUGGCGAAAUUCAGUAGAUGAUCCUAUACAAGAAUAUCGCUUAUGUACUGUAACUUUCGGCGUCGCAUCGGCACCUUUCCUUGCGUUACGAACACUUCGUCAAUUGGCUCUGGACGAAUCAUCAGUUUUUCCUCUUGCAUCGCAAGUGUUGUUAAAUGACGUGUUUGUCGAUGACGUUGUUACUGGAGCUGCUACGUUGGAAGAUGCCUUGAAAUUACAACGUGAAUUGACUGGUCUUUGUAGAGCAGGAACAUUUGAACUUCGUAAAUGGACUUCCAAUAAUUCUGAAUUCUUAUCUUCUAUCAGCAAAGAGGAUCUUAAUCAGGAUGAUGCACUCAUUUUAUCUAGCAUUGAUGAUGAUAACUCAGUUAAAAUCUUAGGACUCCAAUGGAACCCUAAAACAGAUACGUUUUCUUAUCAUGUGAACAUACCUUCUCCUAAAUGCACCAAGCGCAUUAUGCUCUCUGAGAUUUCUAAAAUCUACGAUCCAUUAGGUUUUGUUUCCCCUAUAACAUUACUUGUAAAGCAUUUAAUCCAACUACUUUGGAUAUCUGGAGUAGGAUGGGAUGAACAACCGCCCCAAUCUAUUUACUUACAGACAAAUGAAGAGCGUCGCAAACACACUUUGGUGUCCCAAAAGGAACCUCAAGAUUUAGAUUUCUUAGAAAAAAUUUCAUCCCUGUCAAAGCUGCUGCGAGUAGUUUCUAUGAAAUUUGUUCCGACGUCUCCUCACACGCUGUCAGCUGUCAGCUGUCAGCUGUCGCUUGUCAGACAAGAGCCUUCUUCUUCUUCAAACGCUCAACGCGGCAAGUCGGCGUUCUUCAUAGUAUCAUUACAUUCUAAAUAA